Molecule: messenger RNA, 3142 nt
Organism: Meloidogyne enterolobii
Lineage: Eukaryota; Metazoa; Nematoda; Chromadorea; Rhabditida; Meloidogynidae
Source: the annotation of a GenBank genome assembly
AUGGGAGGUUUAGUUAGUUUGGAAAUGUUGGAUCUUCAUUGCAAUAUGGUCAGUCAUUUACCUGAAAGUCUUUUAAAUUGUGGAGCUUUGCGGUCUCUUGAUAUGAGUGGAAAUCAAUUAAACGAAUUACCGGCAAAUAUUGGGGAUUUGAAAAAUUUGAUGGAAUUGACUAUUUGUGAAAAUCAAAUUAGACAAUUGCCGAGCUCUAUUGGUCAAUUAAAACGUCUCGAAUCACUCAAAUGCGCAAAAAAUUGUUUGUCAGAAUUAACUCCCUCAAUUUGCUCGUGUGUUCAAUUAACAGAUUUAAUUCUUUGCGAAAAUCGACUAAACGAAUUACCAGCAAGUAUUGGAAAUCUUUCUAAACUCCGUUUUUUGGAUGUUAAUGUAAACAAUUUACGUUCUAUUCCUUCAACAAUUGGUGGGUGCUCAUCUUUAACAAUUCUUUCACUUCGUCAUAAUCAAAUAAAUGAUUUGCCUUUUGAAAUUGGAAGAUUAAAUGUUUUUCUUGAUUUGAUUGACAAUAAUUUGAAAUACUUGCCUUAUACAUUAACGGUUCUUUACAAAGCUAAAACUCUAAAUGCUCUGUGGCUUUCAUUUAAUCAACCAUCAUUACCCAAAUUAAGUACUAUAAAUGCUCCAGUUACGAAUGUUAAGGUGCUCACUUGUUAUUUACUUCCUCAACAAGAACAACCACAAAAACAAUCUUCACAACUCAAAACCUCUUCUUGCGUUGGAGGUGCUCGUGUAUGUUUUGCUGGUGAUCGGGCAGAAGAAUUUGAAGAAGAUAAAGUUCCGAUUGGGAAAUUUGAACGUUAUGAUACUCCACACCCAAAACCUUUUGCUCCAAAAAAUAGAAAUCGAAAUUCUACUGAACUUUCUGCAGGUGUCACUCUUCCUUUAAGUUCGUCUAGAAGUGAUAAAUCUGAGGCCCAGAACAUUUCUGGAAAUAAAUCCAAUGAUCAGUCUGUUAUCGAGGAAAGUCGUCCACUUCGUUCUGUUCUCAAAAGACGACCCCAAUCUGUUCUUUCAUUAAUUUCUACUUCUGAAUUAUUACCUGCAUUAUUGGGAGCAAAUAAUAAUUCAACAGAAAAUGGAGAAACACCAGGAAUGAAAAUGAAAAAAUCUGUUCGGAAAAAUAUUCAAUUGAAGAGAGGAGAUGCAGGAUUUCAAUGGACAAUUGUUGGGGGAUCUGAUUCUCUUCCUUACAAUGGUAAAAACGGUCUUUUCAUUUCUCAAAUUGUUCCUGGUGGUGUAGCUGAAAAGGCUGGAUUCCGAGUUGAUGACCAAAUACUUGCUGUGAAUGGCGAUGACAUUCGAGGACUUAGUCAUUCUGAUGUUGUGAAAUUUAUUAAAAAUGCUGGAAAUGUUUUAGAAUUUUUGGUGGAAAGAGAUCAAUUUAUUGAUGAUCAAAUGCAACGUUCAACUUCUUGUCUUGCAACCCAACAAAUUUUUUCUGCCAAUUCAAAACCUAAUGAGCGUCACUCUUUUCGUAUUAUUCGUGAUGGGAAUGGUUGUGUUCCUUUCACUGUUUCUGGCAAUGGAAGAUGGCCACAAGAUCCUUUCUCUAUUUCGGCAAUAAAAACAAGUUUUGAAUGUCCACUUUUGCCGGGUGAUAGAAUUAUUUCAAUUGAUGGAACAAAUGUCAAAUUUGGUGCUAGAUUAGAUCAGGUUCGAACUCUUUUGACUGGAUUGCCAGGAACAAAUGUAACAGUCGGCAUUGAGAGAGGCAAUUAUUUACCUGACAAUGUCCAAAAUGAUAAUUUACAAGUUACUCCAUUAACUUGCAGUACAGCUUUUAGUGAAUUGAGUCUUUCACGUUCUUUGCCAUCUUUGUGUGUUGUUACUAAUGAUUUGGCUAAUCAACAACAACAACAAAAGAAACCAAUAAUUAAUGGUGUUUCAUCUGUCCCUCCCCAAAAUAAAAAUAUUUCUCAACUUCAACAACAACAUCAUUUCAAUCGCCAUUCAAGUCUUCGAUCCAACCCAACAACUGCAUUUUCUGCAACUAGACCGCCUCUUCCACUUCCUCGACAUCAUCGUUCAUUAAGCAAUUUAGCAGAAAUUGAACAAGGGAAUAAAAUUACUCCCGAAAUGUUACGUUCUUCAACACCGAUAGAAUAUCCACCUGGGGAAGAACCAAAAAUAUUUUGUCAAAAUAAUUCUGUUAACAAUAACGAGGAUAAACAACAAACGUUAUCCAACCAAAUAAAAUCAAAUAAUGUUGUCAAUUUACAACAACCAAAGCCAACUAAUUUUUCAAGUAUUUUGCCUCCUUCACCAGCAAAAAUUUUAUCUUCCCCUACCAAUAAUCGAAAUACUUCUUUUUCUCCAACACAAAAAGCAACGAAUUAUAUAAAUAAUAAUGGAUUUUCUUCAAAACCUUCAAAAAUAGAGAAACCUUUGGCUACUUCAACGCCUAUUCCACCACAAGAAGUUGUUUCAAAUUUAUCACAAAUAAAAUCUUCACACAUCCCAAAACCAAUGACAAAUAGCAGUCCUCCAGUAAUUGAUGUUGGAAAUAGUAAAAUUCCUCCCCCAAUUGCGCCAAAACCUAAGGUAACACAUGAUCCAUCAAUAAAUUCAACAAAAACAACAAAUAUUGCUUCAAUUGAACAGAAUAAUUCAAAGCAGUCGUCCGUGCCGUCAUUCAGUUCCAAACUGAAGCUAUUCGAGCAUUUGCAGACGACCAAUAAUUCUGUUUCGACAAAUGUUGGAAAUGUUACAACAAUUCCACAACGUCCUUCAGGAAUUCCGUUAAAGAAACCUUUAGUUAAUCCUCAAGAAAUGGAAAGACUUCGAGAAACAUCUUUUGGGUCUCUAAAUAAUAAAAAAGUUUUGGGAAAUGAUUUUUCUUUACAAGAAGAGGAUGAAGAGGAAGAACAUUUAAAUUCUGUUGAACAGCUAGACUCGUUACUUAAUGAUAGGUAAAUUGAGAGGGGGGAGAGGGAAGGGGGAUUUCUUUUGUUUAAUUAGGGUAGCACUCAGAGCCUUCGGGAGCGGGAUCGUCGGGGAUUUUUGCCAAGAAAUAGCCGGGGGUCUGCCCCACGUGGAUGGGCGUCGGGGAUCGGGGUAGAGUCUUCGGUGUUCGGGUCGGGGUUUUUUAUUAAAAAUUCGUCGGGGUUUUGGGUGACGGGAUGCUACC